Balearica regulorum gibbericeps (East African grey crowned-crane) is the source of this 2464-nucleotide messenger RNA. Lineage: Eukaryota; Metazoa; Chordata; Aves; Gruiformes; Gruidae. The record is from RefSeq and is a predicted model, not a curated record.
CCCGAGUACCGGGAGAGCAUCCGGGAGAACCUGGAGGUGGGUUAUGAGGUGUUGACCAUCCGUGCCACUGACGGUGAUGCCCCAGCUAACGCCAACAUGCUUUACCGUUUGCUGGAGCCAGGAGCUGGUGAUGGGGUCUUUGAGAUCGACCCGCGCUCCGGGGUUGUGAGGACCCGAGCCCCAGUGGACCGCGAGGACGUCUCCGAGUACCACCUGGUGGUAGAAGCCAAUGACCAGGGCAAGGAUCCGGGACCUCGCAGUGCCACGGCUAUGGUGCACAUCACCGUCGAGGAUGAGAACGACAACUACCCCCAGUUCAGUGAGAAGCGCUACCUGGUUCAGGUGCCAGAGGAUGCCCCAGUGAACAGCCAGAUACUGCAGGUGCAGGCCACAGAUCGGGACCGGGGCAGCAAUGCCCAGGUGCACUACAGCAUUGUGAGUGGCAACCUGAAAGGCCAGUUCUACAUCCACUCCUUCUCCGGCGCCAUCGACCUGAUCAAUCCUCUGGAUUACGAGACUAUUCGGGAGUACACGCUCCGGAUCAAAGCCCAGGAUGGGGGCAGGCCUCCCUUGAUCAACUCCAGUGGCAUGGUGUCGGUGCAGGUCGUGGAUGUGAAUGACAAUGCCCCCAUCUUUGUGAGCACUCCCUUCCAAGCCACGGUGCUGGAGAACGUUCCUCUGGGCUACUCGGUGUUGCACAUCCAGGCUGUGGAUGCUGACUCCGGGGAGAACGCCCGCCUGGAGUACAAACUCAUAGAGAUGGCACCAUCCACCGGAGGUACCCCCGUAGCAGGUGACUCUGGGUUCCCUUUUCAGAUCAACAACAGCACAGGGUGGAUCACGGUGGCUGCAGAGCUGGACCGAGAGACUGUGGAGAACUAUCACUUUGGGGUGGAGGCCAGGGACCAUGGUAUACCAGUCAUGACCUCCUCAGCCAGCGUGUCCAUCACUGUCCUGGAUGUGAAUGACAACAACCCCACCUUCACAGAGAAGGUGUAUCACCUCAGACUGAACGAGGACGCAGCUGUGGGCAGCAGUGUCCUGACCCUGACAGCAGUGGACAGGGACGUUAACAGCGUUGUAACUUACCAAAUCACCAGUGGCAACACCAGGAACCGUUUUGCCAUCACCAGUCAGAGUGGAGGGGGGCUGAUCACGCUGGCCUUGCCCCUGGAUUACAAGCAGGAAAGGCAGUAUGUGCUCACAGUCACUGCCUCUGACGGCACUCGCUUUGACACCGUCCAGGUCUUCAUCAACGUCACGGAUGCCAACACGCACCGCCCGGUCUUCCAGAGUUCCCACUACACAGUAAGCGUCAGUGAGGACAAGCCCAUUGGCACCUCUAUUGUCACCAUCAGUGCCACUGAUGAAGACACGGGGGAGAACGCAAGAAUCACUUACAUCUUGGACGAUAAUAUCCCCCAGUUCCGCAUUGACCCUGAUACAGGCACCAUCACCACCCUGAUGGAGCUGGACUACGAAGACCAGGCCUCCUACACAUUGGCCAUUACAGCGCAUGACAAUGGCAUCCCCCAGAAAUCGGACACCACCUAUGUUGAGAUCCUCAUCCUGGAUGCCAAUGACAAUGCGCCCCGCUUCCUGCGCGACCGCUACCAGGGCUCGGUUUUCGAGGAUGUGCCGCUCUCCACCAGCGUCCUGCAGCUGUCUGCCACUGACCGUGACGCAGGCCUAAAUGGCCGUCUCCUCUACACGUUCCAAGGCGGUGACGAUGGAGAUGGAGACUUCUACAUCGAACCCACUUCUGGAGUGAUACGCACACUGCGCAAGCUGGACCGUGAGAAUGUGGCUGUCUACAGCCUGCGGGCCUUUGCUGUGGACAGGGGCAGCCCGCCGCUGAAAGCUUCCGUGGAUAUCCAAGUGACUGUGCUAGACAUCAACGACAACCCCCCUGUCUUUGAGAAGGAUGAAUUUGACAUCUUUGUGGAGGAGAACAGCCCCGUGGGCUCUAUUGUGGCACGCAUCAGUGCUGCCGACCCCGAUGAGGGGACCAAUGCACAAAUCAUGUAUCAGAUCGUAGAGGGGAACAUCCCUGAGGUCUUCCAGCUGGACUUGCUCAAUGGAGACCUCACGGCCCUGAUGGACCUGGAUUAUGAGAGCCGGACAGAGUACGUGAUUGUGGUGCAGGCCACUUCUGCCCCUCUUGUGAGCCGGGCAACGGUGCACAUACGCCUCCUGGAUCAAAAUGAUAACCCACCGGUGCUGCAGGACUUCCAGAUCCUCUUCAAUAACUAUGUGACCAACAAGUCUAACAGCUUCCCCUCUGGUGUCAUUGGCAAGAUCCCAGCUCAUGAUCCUGAUGUGUCUGACAGCCUGGCCUACACCUUUGUGCAAGGAAAUGAGUUAAACUUGCUCCUUUUGGACUCUGCCACUGGGGAACUCAAACUCAGUCGCGAUCUGGACAACAACAGACCCCUGGAAGCCCUCAUGAAAGUUUCGGUCUCAG